AUGAGAGAGAUCAUGGAGAAGAAUGAGAGAGAUGAUAGCAUGGAGAAGACUAAGAGAGAUGAUAGCACGGAGAAGACUGAGAUAGGUAAUAGUUCUAGAACUGAGGAGCCAGUUAACUACAGAGGAUGGAAAGCAAUGCCAUUUGUCAUAGGAAAUGAAACAUUUGAGAAGCUGGGAGCCAUUGGCACCUUGUCCAACCUCUUGGUCUAUCUCAUUAGUGUCUUCAACAUGAAGAAGAUCACAGCUGCAACUAUGCUCAUCAUCUUCAAUGGCACCACCAACUUCGCUACCUUGCUCGGAGCUUUCGUUUCAGACACUUAUUUCGGUCGCUAUAAGACUCUGGGUUUUUCUUCAUUCGCUUCUUUUUUGGGGCUGUUGCUGAUAGAUCUUACAGUAGUGUUCAAGAAGCUGCAUCCUCCUCAUUGCAAAGCAGAAGAAGGAGAAAUAUGUAAAGGGCCAACAGCUGGGCAGAUGGCAUUUUUACUAACUGGUUUUGCACUACUAGUAGUAGGAGCUGCAGGCAUCAGGCCAUGUAACUUGGCAUUUGGAGCUGACCAAUUCAACCCCCAAAACAGAAUCUGGGAAAAGAGGCAUCAACAGCUUCUUCAAUUGAUAAGUUGGGCUCUUGGGUUUGGCAUUCCACCCAUUCUAAUGUUAAUAUCAUGUGCCCUCUUCUUUAUGGGUUCAAAAAUGUAUGUGAAAGUGAAAGCCACAGGCAGCCCAAUUACAAGUCUAGCACAGGUCAUAGUGGUUGCUAUCAAGAAAAGGCAUUUGAAGCUAUCAGAGCCAGAGCAACCAUGGUUCUGCAUGUUUAUUUAUAUGCCUCCCAAUUCUAUCAACUCCAAGCUUCCUUACACAAAUCAGUUCAGAUGCCUUGACAAAGCAGCAAUUCUUACACCCCAAGACGAAAUACUCCCGGAUGGAUCAGCAGCUAAUCCUUGGAGACUUUGCAGCAUGCAGCAAGUGGAAGAAUUGAAAUGCCUGCUGAGAGUUUUACCAAUAUGGGCUGCAUCUCUCGUAUGCCAUGUUGCAAUAGUCCAGCUGCAAACAUACGUUGUCUUUCAAGCCAUUCAAUCCGAUAGACGCCUUGGAAACACCAAUUUCGACAUCCCACCUGCAUCCUACUCUGUCUUCUUGAUGCUGAGCAUGACCAUUUGGAUACCAAUCUAUGACCAACUUGUUGUCCCAUUCCUCCAAAGGCUCACAGGAAAAGAAGGCGGCAUCACUCUCUUGCAGAGGAUAGGAAUUGGCACGUUUCUCACUGUAAUCUGCAUGAUAGUAUCUGCAUUUGUUGAAGAACGCCGAAGGACUAUAGCUCUAACUAAACCGAUUCCAGGACCAAAGGGUGCCAUUUCUUCCAUGUCAGGCUUUUGGUUGAUCCCUCAGCUCUCAAUUGCUGGACUUGCUGACGCAUUCACCACCGUUGGUCAAAUUGAGUUCUACUACAAGCAGUUCCCUGAAAACAUGAGAAGCAUUGCAGGGUCUCUCUUCUUUUGUGGAAUAGCAGGUUCAAGUUACUUAAGCAGUUUGUUAAUUGCGGUAGUUCACCGGACGACUGAGGGGGCUGCAACUGGAAAUUGGCUGCCAGAAGAUCUAAACAAGGGGAGAUUGGACUACUUCUAUUACUUGAUUGCUGCUCUAGGAGCCAUUAAUAUGGGCUACUUUUUAGUUUGUGCAAAUUGGUACAAGUACAAAGGUACUGAGAACAACAAUGCCCUUGGAGUUGAAGUUGAACUGGUGAGGAAAAAACUGCUGGUUGAUAAUGAAGCUUUGAAGUUAUCACAUUAG
Molecule: messenger RNA, 1788 nt
Organism: Prunus armeniaca (apricot)
Lineage: Eukaryota; Viridiplantae; Streptophyta; Magnoliopsida; Rosales; Rosaceae
Source: the annotation of a GenBank genome assembly